Messenger RNA from Protopolystoma xenopodis, 534 nucleotides. The record is from the annotation of a GenBank genome assembly. NCBI's taxonomy places the organism in Eukaryota, Metazoa, Platyhelminthes, Monogenea, Polystomatidea, Polystomatidae.
AUGCACAUGACCACCGACUCAGCCAGCCUCCUGACGACCACAACAACGUCGCCACUUUUCGACUUCGUGGAAGAUGGCUCCAUGAAGCCGGUGGACGGCUUCCGUCAGAUUCGACCCAAAGACGCCUCGGCCUAUGCUGCUCUUCGGCUAAAUGUCCCCCUCGAAGAAGACACCUCCUCGGGCUUUACCAGCAGCACAUGCAGUCUCUUCUUCACCUCCUCCUCUGCAUACAACUCGUCAUCUGAGUCCACGUCAGGAAAUCACGCCAAGUCCGACGUGAAGCAGAAGCUGACGGAACAGCUCAGGGCUCGACGGAACCGAGGCAUGAGAAGGCCGGUUCUCCGUCGUCUCGCCAAGCAACGCUGCGAUCCGAGGCUCGUGUCUGGCGCUAGUUCACGCGAAGGGGAAGUUGGUGUUGCCGCGACCGAGUCCGAGUCCGGGGUGAGUUGUCUCCGUAAGACCGGUGCAGAAACGAGCGCUGUCCAGUUGCCAAAUGUGGCCGGUGAUUGUUUGUCGUCUUCUCGCACAUUGUAG